Messenger RNA from Triticum dicoccoides, 2295 nucleotides. Its product is annotated as calponin homology domain-containing protein DDB_G0272472-like. The record is from RefSeq and is a predicted model, not a curated record. The coding region runs from base 1 to 648 and encodes 215 amino acids. The transcript has a single exon. Lineage: Eukaryota; Viridiplantae; Streptophyta; Magnoliopsida; Poales; Poaceae.
AUGGAGCUGUCGUCCGCUUUCGAGGAGCGCGUCCGGCAGAUGGAGGACGCGCGCAACCACUGCAUGACCCGUCUCCAAGCCGAGAAGGAGAUCCUGGCCGCCAAGACCCGCCUCCUCGCCGCCAAGGCCGCCGCCGCCCGCCGCCUCGAGCGGCGCCGCCUCCUCCUCGAGCGCCGCGCCGCGGACCUCGCCUCCCGCGCCCUCGCCGCCCGCGCCGGCAUCGACGCCGCCAACGCGCGCCGCCUCGCCGUCGCCCGCGACAUCAGCUCGACCAACGGCGAGAUCGAGGAGGCGCAGCGGAAGGCGGAGGAGUGGGACCGCUUCUACGAGUCCAAGAGGAAGGAGAUGGAGGAGUUCCGGGCAAUGUCGCAGCAGUUCGAGGCGGGAGCUCGUCAGGAAGUGCAGAGGCUCAAGGCCUCUGUGUCUCAACUGCAGGCGGCCCUGCAGGAGCUGCAGAGCGGCGGGUUGCGCUCGGACGACGCCGGGAUCGGGGCUGCGGAAGCCAGGAAGGCCGACCUCAUGGCCAAGAAGGCGAAGCUGGAUGAGACCCUGGCUCAAGCCCGCCAGUUCAGAGCACUGCUUCGGCAGCAGCUCCAGAAAGCCUUCGCGUCGUCACAGGUUAGGGAUCAAAAGGGGGCACAAAACUGACUACGUAGUACUGUAUGUGGUACUCCAAGCUAAACGGCCUUCAUUAGCUAGCUCAAUCGCUACGGAUUAAGGAUGCAAGCGUCGCGGGCUAGCGGACCAUAACAUAGUAGUACAAUGUAGUGUUGGUUCUAGGCAAAUGCUGAGCAAAUUUUGAGCUAAUGGAUGAGUUUCGUGGGACGAAACGGGCUGCCGCUUGCACCCCUACUACUGAUGAAACGAACUGUAAAUGUCUACAGGCAGAUACAUGCUUUUUAUUUCAGUCUUGUUUAGAACACCGAAAUUCUUGGGAUUUCAAUCUUUGCCACUCGCUGUGCCAGCGGCGUGCGGGUCUGAGACCAAAUAUUGUAGAUAACUUGUUGUAAUUCAAACGCUAGAUGAUCAACAGCUAACCCAUCAUUGAGGCCACAGCAGCUUAGUGCUUCCUCGGCUUCUCUCUCUAGACUAAGAUGUUUUACUUGUUGCAUUGGUUCUUCGGCGCUGCUAUACACACGACGCCUGCACAUCGACGCCGUCGCAAUGCCAACAGCGAGCAUGCUCGCAAGAGCGCUGUUGGGGAGGGAGCAUCGUUUGUAGGUCGUCCGGAGACUGUCGUGUGUGAAGCAAUUUCCUUGGUUCUUCUUGUUCUUACUUCCGUUGUCCUGGCAUAUGUAGGACAAGAUGUUUUCCUCAUUGCAAACCGAAAGUCGUCUGAGUUCUUAACAUAUCUUAUUUUCAUCAAUUCCAAGUAAGUUGGAUGUGCCUGAAUAUAUGUAGCUAGUGCUGCCAUUUUCUUCUUAAUGAACCCCAUUAGAGGUUCUCCCCUAUGCUAUUGUGAAUAUUCUAUUUGUGAUUAUAUACAUUGGGUUUUCUCUUUUUAAUUGGCUUGUAUCAUGAAUUACACCAGGGUUAUUUACUCUGACUUAUUAUGAUGUAUUCUCUAUGCAGGGAAUGCUUUCUGGCUUAUUUUCUUGCUUGCUAAUUUAGUUCCACUGGUUGCCAGUAGAAUAAUGACAAUUGCUAUAUUUCAAUACCUGGUUGCUUUCCUCGCCUCAAAAUUGUUAAUAGGUAUUGAAAUUUUAUGGCCAAUAUAUGCAUUCCAGUCAUAAACUGGUUUAUGUUGGUUUCGUAUCUGAGCUUUAUUAUGCUCUUUAGAAGCAAUGUCAGCAAUGCAUAGGGCAAAUAAUACUUUACUGCAUAUGCUAAUAUUUCACUUUAUCGUGCUCUUCAGAAGCACAUCUUGAACAGCUUGGGGUGAUGAUAAUGGCAAUGGUGUAUGUUAAUUACAAUUAAUCCUAACACUUUAUAAGAGAGAGAGAAGUUUCUUUAAUUUCAACUUUUCCAAUACAACCAUUGGAUCCAUCACAAGUCGAUGGUACAUUUAGCUAAGAGUCCAUAACUUUGAUUUAGGCUGUUGCUAAUAUGGGUAUGCUUAUUUCUUGGUGGAAAGAAGGUAAUGGAACAGUGCAUCAACAAUUGGUGGUAUCUCCAAGUGAAACAACUAUGUGAGGGAGUGGUCAAUCGAUGAUGGACGCAGGGCAUGGCUACCUGCUUGAUUGAGUUAUUAGAUCAUAUUGUUGCAUUUCGGCAUGACAUUAUGUGAAAUAGAGAGCAUGCCAUUUGCUCACUGUAUUGUUUUUCUGAAAUUGGAGAAGCAAGUAGCUUCCUCGA